Messenger RNA from Cryptomeria japonica (Japanese cedar), 2277 nucleotides. RefSeq names its product F-box/kelch-repeat protein At5g26960. Gene Ontology annotation, molecular function: protein binding. NCBI's taxonomy places the organism in Eukaryota, Viridiplantae, Streptophyta, Pinopsida, Cupressales, Cupressaceae. The transcript has a single exon. The record is from RefSeq and is a predicted model, not a curated record. Bases 288 to 1595 code for a protein of 435 amino acids.
GCGGAUGCCUGCCCGAGAUCCGCGAGCAGCAACCUGGACUUAUCCUUUUGACCGGUCCUCCGAUUUCGGGCAGCAAUGGGGUCACGGUCAUAUGCGCGCCGCUGAGCGCUAAAAGCACGGGUAUCAUUUACGAAAGCUUGGCUCACAUUUCUCAUAAGAUUGGAAACAGCCCGAGGUCGACUCCAGCAUUUCACCUCAAACAGAAACAGGAUAAGCUUUUGGAAUCCGAAACAUUCAAUGCAGAUAUCACUGUGGUGUUUGUGAAAAGGAUUCCUAAUACAGGAAGAAUGGCUAUGGCGAACUCUAACAGUAAUAACUGUCACAGUAGGACUCUGCGCAGGCUGAUGAAAUCAUGCUGGAUGCCCCCUCAGUCUUGCACAGAGCUGAGCAGGCAACAGCACCAAAGAGACCGAGAAGAAGAAGAGGAAGAAGAAACAUCUUUUAUGGAUUUGUUGCCAGAUGACUUGUUUGCAGAGUGCUUGGCUCGUCUGCCUCGUUCUUCAUUGCAGUCUUCCAUGGCAGUUUGUCACAGAUGGCACCAGCUUCUUAUAUCCCAGGAUUAUUACAACCUUAGGAGAAAAAUUGGUAGAUUGGAAAACAUGCUUUAUGUGUUUGGUGGCGCAGGAAGUGGUCUGGCUUCUGCUGUUUAUAGCAAGAACAGUAAAUCAUGGAAGGCUGGAUUGCUGUUUUCUGCUCGAGCAAUCAAUGUUUCCAGUAAUGGGUGGCUGCUGGAUUACCAUACUUGUCACAAUUCGCUGCUGUAUGCCCAGCCUGCGGUUGUGGGUAACAAGAUCUUUAUUCUGGGUGCAAUCCCUGGGCCUGGUUGUGGUAGCCUUAAUUAUACCCUGGUUUAUGAUACAUGGACUAAAUCUCUCAUUCGUAGGGCGCCCAUGAUCUGUACCAGGAAGAAAUUUGCAUGUUGUGUUAUUUCAGGCCGGAUUUAUGUCGCUGGUGGGUCUCUGAGACGAGAUUCUACAAGGGAAGCGAUUGUUAAUGCAGAGGAAUAUGUUCCUGGGCUUGAUUUGUGGAGACCCAUUUCGAACAUGCCCAGAAAACGGUAUGGGUGCUUGGGGGCUUCUGUAGAUGGGAUAUUUUAUGUAAUUGGGGGGCUCAAGUUUGGGAGAAAAAACAGAUUCUCUGUGCAGCCUUAUGCGUAUGUGAGUUCUAUGGAUUCAUAUGAUCCCAAGACAGAUACCUGGCUCAAGACUAAGCCUCUGCCAAUGGGUGGUUGUGUCAUUGCCUGUGCAGUCAUGGGGUCUUAUAUCUAUAUGCUGUGUAGCCAUGCAGUCGAAUUGUCUCUGUGGAGGUAUGAUGCGAGGAAGGAUACGUAUAGUAGGAUUAAGUCUCCUCCUAUUCCAUCUCCUUUAAGGAUGGAUAAUGUGUUGAAAUUUUGCUGUGUUACAAUGGGGAGUUUUGUUUAUAUUGUGCAAGUUGGAGGGUCGAUUGAUGACUUGCUGAGGAGGAGUGGGAGGUGUGCUAGAGGCUUGAAGGAAGGACUGGUUUUAAUUUAUGAUACAAAGCUUCAGGAAUGGUGUAGGGGACCAGAUUUACCUUAUGUUAAGAAUGGUGCUGCUUGUGCUGUAGUGGAAUGUUAGACAAAUGGGCAGUCAUGAUUUUGUUUUUCAAUUCAAUUCGAUGCAGAAAGCCUUGAUUUCAUUUUUCUGCAGAUUCAUAAAUGUAUUGAAGAGGUUACUGCAAGUUUGCAUGUCAAACCCUCUUGUGUUGUAAAGAUUCUUUUUUGGGUUUUUGCUGUUUAUUGAUUCCUCCUGUCAUGUGGUGUAAUCAUUAGUGAGCAUUGAUUGUGUAUCUCUCAACCUCCUGCUGAAGAUUGCAAAAGUAGCACAAAUUUUGGUCGAAGGUGGGGAACCUAAACAGACAACUUUUCCAUUAAUGGCAAUCGUCAACAUACUGGUGACCUUUUUCUGAGCUGAAACUAAUCAAUAACCUUGCAGCGUGUAUUGAAGACCAAGUCUCACCAGCUCAAAUAAUAUCAUUGUGCCUUCAUCUCUGUGAUGAAAAAGGAUGGCCACCAUAGAGCUUAUGCUCACAAACCUCAAUGGGUAUGUACGCUGGCUCAUCUUCUGUUUUCUUUAGAUCUGGUUUCCUAAGAUUGAUUAAAUGAAACCAUAAGGGUUUCCAUAAGGCUACAGAUUGCCCUUAUGUUCAUGCAACCUUAGCAUUGUGUUUUAUGAGUGAUUUUGGAAUACCCCACCCCAUUGGUUACAAAUGUCUCUACUCUCUACUGUUCAGGCAAUAAAAAACACAGAUUUCAUGAUU